Molecule: messenger RNA, 4614 nt
Organism: Pararge aegeria (speckled wood butterfly)
Lineage: Eukaryota; Metazoa; Arthropoda; Insecta; Lepidoptera; Nymphalidae
Exons: 5
Coding region: 1-4614 (1537 amino acids)
Biological process (GO): DNA integration
Molecular function (GO): nucleic acid binding
Source: RefSeq, a predicted model, not a curated record
AUGCCACUCGGUAAAGUGGAGAGUUUUCAUGUCGGUACACAAGAUUGGGACGCGUACGUGCGGCGCGUUAUACAAUUUAUCGCGCUAAACAACAUCGAACGUAACCUACACGUGGCCACGUUGGUCACUUUAGUUGGUGCGGAUUGUUACGCGUUAAUGUGUGAUUUGUGUUCUCCUGUGCAUCCUGAAGAUAAAACAUUCGACGAGUUAGUAAAGUUAGUAAAAGAUCAUUUGGAACCCGAGCAAUCCGAGAUAGCUGAAAGACAUAUUUUCCGGCAGAGAAAGCAACAGCAAGGCGAAGGCGUCAAAGUUUACCUACAGAAUUUAAAACAUCUUGCUAAGACGUGCAGUUUCGGGGCACAGCUUGAAAUUAAUCUAAGAGAUCAGUUUGUCUCGGGAUUAAUCAGCGAGGAGAUGCGUUCGAGGCUUUUUGCGGAAAAGAAUAUUGAUUAUCGUCGCGCGGUGGAGUUAGCGUUGGCGCUGGAGGCGGCGGAGCGGCAUGCGACCACGGCAUGCGCUACGGUCGCUCCGGGCGCGCGCGCACUCUCGGACGGCGCGUUCAACGACGACGGCCUACACCGGGUGGGCCCCGUGCGCGGCUCGCAGGUGGCGGGCGGCGGCAGCGGCAACGGCGUGGCGGGCCGUCGGGCCUGUGCGCGCUGCGGCAAGGGUCAUCCGGGGAGGUGUCGCUAUCGAUAUCAUUCAUGUGAUUUGUGCGGCCAAAAAGGCCAUUUAAAGGCAAUGUGUGAAAUGCAAAAAAGAAGUGAAGUGAGUGCGAGAGUAAAACAAAAUAGAGGUCAGAUUUAUUUUAAUAAUUCCAGUUCCGAAAGCGAGAAUGAUUGUCACUUUUAUAAUAUAAUUAGCGGUGGAGAUGAGGGCCCCUAUUAUGCUCUUUUGAAUAUUAACAACGCAAGCCACAAAUUUGAAAUUGAUACGGGCAGCAAAAUUUCAGCCAUAUCGCAACAAUACUACAACAAAUUCUUUAGUAUUUUUCCCAUUCAAAGUAAAACUUUAAUAUUAAAGUCUUACACUGGUGAUAUUAUAGAGACGAUCGGUUACAUUUUAGUCGAUGUGGUAUGCGGUACCAAAUCUGCCAAAUUAAAGUUGCACGUUGUACCAAAUGGGGGCCCUCCUCUCAUGGGCAGAGCUUGGAUAAAAGAAUUAAAGUUAUCUGUUAUUCAAUGUCAUAAUUUGUGUAGUGAAGACUCUAUUGCUCUUAGCCUAAAAGAGGAAUAUCCCGAAGUGUUUGCGGAGGGGCUAGGCACUUUUAAAUCGCGAUUCCGUUUGCGUUUAAAAGACGACACGCCUGUGUUUGUUAAGGCGCGUGCGCUGCCGCUAGCACUUCGGGAGCCGGUUGCGCGCGAACUCGAUCGCUUACAGCGGGAGGGUGUUAUUUACAAAGUAGACAGAUCUGACUACGGGACACCUAUAGUCCCGGUUGUCAAAUCAAAUGGUUCGAUUCGUAUUUGUGGUGAUUAUAAAAUCACUUUAAAUCCGCGUCUUAAAGAUUUUCAUUACCCGCUGCCUCGGAUCGAGGACCUAUUCGCCGCACUGGGUGGAGGUGAGCAGUACACUAAGCUCGAUCUGUCUAAUGCUUUUCAGCAGUGUGUUCUAGAAGACGAAUCACAACCGAUGACGGCAAUCACGACUCACAUGGGCACUUUUGUUUAUAGGCGCGUUCCUUUUGGCAUCAAAUGUAUACCUGAAAAUUUUCAGAAAAUUAUGGAAGAAACGUUGAGCGGAUUGCCCUCAACGGCAGUAUUUGCUGACGAUAUUUGUGUAACGGGUAAAGAUAAAAGCACACAUUUAAGUAAUUUAAAGGCGGUGUUACAACGACUGAAAGAAAAUGGUUUAAGAAUAAAUUGGUCUAAAUGUAAAUUUUUUAAAGACAGCGUUACUUAUUUGGGCUAUAAAAUAGAUAAAUUCGGUUUGCAUACAGACGAUAAAAAAAUUGAAGCUAUUGUUGCAGCACCGCCUCCAACUAAUGUAUCACAAUUAAAAAGCUUCAUGGGCUUAGUUAACUUUUAUGCAAAGUUUUGUAAAAAUAUGAGUGAUAUUUUAAAUCCGAUGUAUAACCUUUUAAAAAAAAAUGUAAAGUGGAAUUGGGAUGAAAAGUGUAUGAACGCCUUUAUUAAGAUAAAAAAGGUAUUGAGUAGUUCCCCGGUGCUGGCGCAUUACGACCCGAACCUGCCGCUCAUACUGGCGGUCGACAGUAGCCCGUACGGCUUGGGCGCAGUGCUGCUGCAGCGCGGCGCGGACGGCGCCGAGCGGCCGGUGUGCUGCGCGUCCCGCACGCUCGCGCCCGCGGAGCGCAACUAUGCGCAAAUAGAUAAGGAAGCGCUCGCCAUUGUGUUCGGUGUGACGAAACACCACCAGUACCUAUACGGGCGGCAUUUCAUUUUGCGCAGCGAUCACCGCGCUCUGAGUUACAUAUUUGGGAAGAAUCGGGGCAUCCCGUUGACUGCGGCGAGUCGCUUACAGAGAUACGCGGUCAAAUUAUGUGCGUACGAUUUCGAAAUUGAGUUCGUUAGGUCUAUUGAAAACUGCCAGGCCGAUGCGCUCUCUCGACUCCCCUUGAGCUCGACUAGCGGUCGAGUCAAGAGCGAGACGGAAAGAUGUAGCUAUCUUAAUUUUAUUCAAGAAAAUUUUCCUGUCAGUUUUAAAGAAAUCAAGACUGAGAUCGCGAAAGAUCCUUUAUUAAGUAGAAUCUACGGCUACGUAAUGUUCGGUUGGCCGACUAAAGUUACAUCUGAAUUGGAAAAACCUUAUUUUAAUAGAAAAGAUAAUUUAUAUAUCGAUCAAGGUUGUUUAAUUUGGGGGUAUAGAAUGAUAAUUCCUAAAAAGUUACGCCAGAUGGUACUAAAAGAGAUACACGACGGACAUCCCGGUAUAGUUAAAAUGAAACAAAUCGCUCGUAACUAUGUGUACUGGGACGGCUUAGACGCCGACAUUGAGCGCGUGUCGGCGCAGUGCACGGCGUGCGUGUCGCAGCGCCCCGCGCCGCCCGCCGCGCCGCUGCACUCGUGGCCCUGGCCCGCCGAGCCGUGGUCGCGUUUGAAUAUCGACUUCUUGGGACCGUUCAAUAACACGUAUUACUUAGUUAUCGUAGAUGCUCAUUCCAAAUGGAUCGAGGUCGAAAAGUUGCAGACCAUAUCCGCAGCAGUCGUUAUAGGUCGUUUGAGGCAACUAUUCGCUAGGUUCGGGCUCCCAAAAAUUAUACAAAGUGACAAUGGCCCGCCGAUGUCGUCAGCGGAGUUCGGUUUGUAUCUUAAACAAAACGGUAUCAAACAUAACCUCAUAGCCCCAUAUCACCCUAGUAGUAACGGGGCCGCUGAAAAUUCGGUACGUACUAUAAAAAGAGUUCUUAAAAAAGCUGUUGUUGAGAAAAUGGAUGACUUAACUGCGCUCAGUAGAUUUCUUUUUACGUAUCGAAAUACGGAGCACAGCACCACGGGGCGAGAGCCCGCCGUGGCUAUGUUCGGUCGGCGGCUGCGCGGCCGCCUCGACCUACUGCGGCCCGACGCCGCCGAGCGCGUGCGCGCCGCGCAGCAGGCGGCCGAGCGCCGCACCGCGCCGCCGCACGCGUUGCGCGAGGCGCGGCCCGGCGACGCGGUGCUCAUACGGGAUUAUGCUAGAAAUAGUUCUAAAUGGGCGGAGGGUGAAGUACUAGAGCGUAAAAGUCCUGUGUCCUAUGUAGUUAAGGCUAAGGAUGGCCGGAUACAGAAACGCCAUAUCGAUCAAAUCCUAACAGACAAACGCAAGUCUCGGCAUUCGCUAGCUCUAGUGGCUCCUAUUGGUGAAGAUACUCCCAGCUCAAUGACUAAUAAGCCUGUGGAAACAGAACAAUUGGAAGUUGGUUUGGCUGAUAUUGGAGGAGGUUUAGUUUCUAAUAGUGUGGAAUGUGAAGAAACUAAACUUCCUGGGCUGGAAGAAACUGAGGAUAACCUACGAUCAAGAGCGUCUUCAUCAAGAGCUGCCGAAAAACCUGACGAACGAGCUCAACGUUUGGAUGAUCAAAGAUUAAGACAAAAUCAGUUAAGAACUAAAACCGAUCUUAAUAAAGCAGCCUUUAAUUACGAUAAGAAAUAUGAUUACAAGAUCCAUCCCGAUGUGGUCUACUAUCCCACCGCUGAAGUGUGCUUAGGAGAUGUGAUCUCACAAACCCAAACGUUGGUGAAACCAAAAAUCGGCUUCAACUUCAAACCGGGUGUAAACUAUACCAUUAUAAUAAUAGACCCCGACGUUCCAUCCGCGCAAGCUCCUGUACUACGAAGCUACCUCAACUGGAUGCAAGUGGACGCUUGCGCCAGUACCCCGGGGCUUCUCGCGGGGACUACGAUAGCGGAUUAUAUGACGAUCAACCCCUACCCGGGCUCGGGGUACCAUCGCGGCACAGUGCUGUGCUAUGAGCAGACUAGACCGCUUGAUCUUGGGGCGAUAGCGCGUAAACGAUUGGCGGUGAGACGUUACCGUUUUGACGUGGUCGCCUUCGCGACGACGUAUGGUUUGACGCUCGUCGGUGGUAACUUCUUCAGAGUCGCAGUGCCAGCGGUCUACGACGAAUACUACUGUAACAAUUGCCCGACUUGCCUUACAGAUGUAUAUGUUAAAUAA